This is a messenger RNA of Mesorhabditis spiculigera, 780 nucleotides long. The record is from the annotation of a GenBank genome assembly. Lineage: Eukaryota; Metazoa; Nematoda; Chromadorea; Rhabditida; Rhabditidae.
AUGCCGGCGGGGAGCCCGGCCCAAUUGCGCCUGCUCGACAGAUUGACGCGCCGUGUCCGAUGUCGCGAAUUCUACCCGGCUGAGGCCUCGCCGCCGUUCACCACAUUGCCAAUGCUUCGCCGCGGAAACCUGGCCAUACACCCCGAAUUCGGUGCCGGGUUGGCCGUCGGAGAGAGAUAUUUCGAGAUGGACUCAUGGAUAUGGCCGGGGCUGAAGCCCGAUCAGGCGUAUCUUGGCUCGAGUGGUCCCCGGCCUGGCGACUAUCUCGAGGUCUACUUGGACGCAUUCCAGAAGCUAAUCAACUGCCCGGUGGUGCGUCUGAUGCAGUGCUACAAUAACGAGGCGGAGUGCAUCGAAUCUCUUCCCACCAUUCCGCCACUUCUCGAACAAAUCAUCAAAGCGCCAAGAUCCGAGACAGCAGAUGGACGUCGUCUCGUCAUCAUCGAUAUUCAGACUUUCGUCACGGCGAUUCUGCCAUACGGAGCCAGACCGCCGCGGGUUGAAAUGCCUGAAUUGAGCGUUGCAUAUGAAAAACUGAUGAGGGAAGUGUGUGCGAUGAUGGAUCGAUCCCAGCUUAAUGACAUACAGCUGUACCAAGCCAAUCUGCCGAGUCUAUGGAUGUACUACAGCCGCUCACGCACUCCCACCACGGCCAAUUUGAUUAUAGCCCAGAACUACGGGUCGUCGUGGCAGGUCUACGCACAGAUAUUACAGUCGGAUACGCGAAUCCGCAAUGAAACGAUGCCGGCAUUGCGAUGUCUGUGGCCCCCGUCCAAUCGA